This is a messenger RNA of Peronospora belbahrii, 1059 nucleotides long. The record is from the annotation of a GenBank genome assembly. NCBI's taxonomy places the organism in Eukaryota, Oomycota, Peronosporomycetes, Peronosporales, Peronosporaceae.
AUGACUAAAGUACCUCGUAGUAUCGUGAAUCUCUUAUCCGAUACUGUGACCCAACCCACUGCCAUCAUGCGGCAAGUAAUUGCAGUUGCCGACGUGGGCGAUGAUGUGUUUGGUACAGACCCAUCUGUUAAGCAACUUGAAAAGGUGGCAGCUCAACGUCUUGGCAAACAGGCAGCGCUUUACGUACCUUCUGGCACCAUGUCAAAUCUUAUCGCCAUUGGUGCGCAUUGUCGACGUGGAGAUGAGGUCAUUUGUGGAAAUCAAGCGCACAUUUUUCAGUACGAAGGUGGUGGAGCUAACGCGUAUAUGGGAGUGAGCUUGCACACAGUACCCAACCAGCUGGAUGGUACGCUUCAUAUCAAGGACAUUAACCAGGCCAUUCGAAGCAACGACCCACAUUACCCACGCUCUCGACUUGUCACGGUUGAGAACACGCAUAACUUGUGUGGCGGUCGUGUCUUGCCUCUCUCAUAUGUCCGCAAUGUCGAGCAGUUCUGUAAAGAGCGCAGCCUCCGCCUUCAUGUUGAUGGUGCACGACUGGCAAACGCAAGCGUGGCGUCUGGGAUUCCAAUGAACGAGUUGGUUAGUGGUGCUCACUCGGUCUCACUUUGUCUCAGUAAGGGAUUGGGUGCUCCCGUAGGUUCUAUCCUGGCAGGCUCGGAAGAGUUUAUUCAUCACGCCACACGACUUCGCAAGUCGCUUGGCGGAGGGAUGCGGCAGGCGGGAAUUAUUGCAUCGGCGGGGCUUUACGCUCUCGAGAACCAGUUUGAUCGCCUCGCCGAAGAUCACGUUCAUGCGCAGGCGCUUGCUCAUGGUAUCUCGUCGAUCGCAGGUAUAGAGAUCGACCUCGACGCUGUGGACACGAACAUUGUCUUCUUCACAUUGGCAUCGGAUGCCAAGCUGGACGCAAUGACACUGGUGCAAAAACUUCAGGCUGAAAAAGGUUUACUCGUUGGUGGGUAUGCAGACGGAAACCGCGUGCGCGCAGUGACCAACUUGCACAUAUCGAGUCAGGAUGUUGACUAUGCAGUAUCAUCGAUCCGCGCGCUGCUCAGUUGA